AUGGCAAAAAAAUAUGAGGGAGCUGCUAUCGGAAUUGACCUUGGCACAACGUACUCAUGUGUUGGAGUGUGGCAGGAACAAAAUAAUCGAGUUGAGAUCAUCCACAAUGACCAAGGAAACAAAACAACUCCUUCUUGUGUUGCUUUCACUAACACUCAAAGAUUGAUUGGUGAUGCUGCCAAAAAUCAAGCUUCCUCUAACCCAACCAACACUGUCUUUGAUGCAAAGAGGUUAAUUGGCAGGAGAUAUAGUGACUCCAUUGUUCAGAAUGAUCUAUUGUUGUGGCCAUUUAAGGUUAUUCAAGGUGCUAAUGAUAAACCAAUGAUCCUUGUGAACUACAAGGGGGAGGAGAAACAAUUUGUUGCUGAAGAAAUAUCAGCUGUGAUUCUCAUGCAGAUGCGAGAGAUUGCAGAGGCAUUUUUAGAGUCACCUGUUAAGAAUGCAGUGAUUACUGUACCUGCUUAUUUUAAUGAUUCACAACGUAGAGCCACUAAAGACGCAGGUGAUAUUGCUGGUCUCAAUGUAAUCAGGAUAAUCAAUGAACCAACUGCGGCAGCUCUUGCAUAUGGCCUUCAAAAGAGAGCUAACUGUGUUGAUCAGAGAAAUGUUCUUAUCUUUGACCUUGGCGGUGGAACUUUUGAUGUGUCGAUUCUCACAAUUAAGAAUAAGGACUUUGAAGUCAAGGCCACUGCUGGGGACACUCACUUAGGAGGUGAAGACUUUGAUAACAGAAUGGUGAAUCACUUUGUGAAGGAGUUCAAGAGGAAGAACAAAGAGGAUAUUAGAGGAAACCCAAAAGCUUUGAGGAGGUUGAGAACUGCAUGUGAGAGGGCGAAAAGGACACUUUCUUACGACAUUGAGACGUCAAUCGACCUAGAUGUUAUACAUCAAGGUAUUGACUUCACUUCGUCAAUCACUAGGGCCAAGUUUGAGCAAUUGAAUAUGGACCUUUUUGAAAAGUGUAUAGACACUGUUAAUAGUUGUCUUGCUGAUGCUAAGAUGGAGAAGAGGAGUAUAGAUGAUGUUGUCCUUGUUGGCGGGUCUUCUAGGAUUCCAAAAAUGAAACAGUUGUUGCAGGACUUUUUCAAGGGAAAGGAAUUAUGCAAGAGCAUUAAUCCUGACGAGGCUGUUGCUUAUGGUGCAGCUGUCCAGGCUGCUUUGUUGAGUGAAGGUGUUAAUAGUGUUCCAGGCAUAGUACUGCAAGAUGUUACCCCGCUGUCGCUUGGUGUAGCAGUAGAAGGAGAUCUCAUGAGUGUUGUUAUUCCUAGGAAUACUUCCAUUCCUGUCAGGAAGACAAACACAUACUAUACAGCGAAAGAUAACCAAUCCAGUGUCACGGUUAUGGUUUACGAGGGUGAGAGGAAAAAAGCCAGUGAUAACAACUUGCUGGGUUUGUUUGAUUUCUUUGUUCCUCCUGCUCCUCGAAGAAGCCUUCCUAUCAAAGAAUGCUUUUCUAUAGACGAAAAUGGUAUAUUAAAUGUGUCGGCAGAGGAAGAAACAAGUGGUAACAAGAAAGAUAUUACAAUAACCAAUGUAAAUGGAAGACUGUCAAGAGAAGAAAUUGAGAGAAUGAUUCAAGAGGCUGAAUUUUUCAAGUCUCAAGACAUGAAGUUCAAAAAGAAAGCUAAAGCAAUAAAUGCUUUGGACGAUUAUCUCUACACCGUGAGGAAAGUAAUGAAGGAUGAUUGUGUAAGUUCCAAGCUCAACCCUAUAGACAAAGUGAAGAUCAUUUCUGCAAUGAUUAAGGGAAAGAGCUUGAUUGAUGACAACCAGCAGGAAGAUACGUCUGUGUUUGUAGACCUUCUGAAGGAGCUUGAGAGCAUCUUUGAAUCUGCUAUGAACAAGAUCAUCAAAAGUUAG
Messenger RNA from Vicia villosa (hairy vetch), 1860 nucleotides. Its product is annotated as heat shock cognate 70 kDa protein-like. Lineage: Eukaryota; Viridiplantae; Streptophyta; Magnoliopsida; Fabales; Fabaceae. Gene Ontology annotation, molecular function: misfolded protein binding; ATP-dependent protein folding chaperone; ATP hydrolysis activity. The record is from RefSeq and is a predicted model, not a curated record. Gene Ontology annotation, biological process: protein refolding; cellular response to unfolded protein. The transcript is spliced from 2 exons. Gene Ontology annotation, cellular component: cytoplasm. Bases 1 to 1860 code for a protein of 619 amino acids.